CCCUACCCAUCUCUGGUGCGGUCCGGUCACCCUGAGUCCUGUAAACUACCUACCAUCUCCUUCCACCUGCACUAACUGUAUUGUUGCAUGUUGAAUGCCUCCUCACCCCCCAAGACCUCAUUCAAUGCAUUCCUUUCCCAGAAGUGAUUUGUAACCGUAAACCCAAAACUUCCUAUGUGCAAAGGAUCUGUAAGGAGACAUGACUCAGGCAGCCAUUCCAUGCUUGGAUAUCUUUGUAAAUACUCAAGACGUGCUUCUUCGGAACAUCAGUGCCUUCCACCCUGUGUUUGCAGCAGGAGCCUCCCUAGGGUUCCCUGGUUUUCCAUCAACCUCAACCCUGUCCACCUCUUCCAUUAUCCCCUAUUGCCUCCUUACCUUGAAUUGCUAUUCAUCGGGUAUUCUUCCUCUGCUACAAAGGCCUCUUGUCUCCUACUCUGUCAUUCCUCUUGAAUCCAUCCCCUGAUGCCCAAGAGACCCCGUUCAAAGCCUUCAUCUCACCCUUGGGUCUCUACUCUAAUGGGUUCUUUUUUUUGGGGGGGGAGGGUGCGGAAACAGGCUCAGUUUUCCUUACCCAUCACCUGCCUAUAUCCUCACCAAGUCAUAUUCCUGUGUGCCAAGUUCACCCACCCUUAGGAGGGCCAAGGAAGGAAAAUGAUUUUUUUCCAGUUCCUCAAAUAACAAAGUCCUUGAGCAGAGAAGCGUCCCCUAGACAGCACUGCGUUUUCUUGGACGGCUGUAAAUGGGUCCAAUCCCACGUAGACACCCUCAAAGAUUCCUCAGCACAGAAUGGCUUUCCUGCUAAAUCCCAGUCUCCAGUCACUCCCCUUUCUAUGUAAACAACCACCACCAAUGAGGCCAUAAAGCAAUUUUUCCAAAGGGAAUGAGGUGAUUGCGGUGGACUGGAAGGGCCUGAAGGACGUUGAUCAAAUCCACAUGGACAGCACCAGCUCCCUGCACGGCAGCAGCCUCCAUCGGCCUUCCACGGAGGAAGGCUCUCUGAAGAAGGUGGGGUUACUGAUAUCCCUGGAUGUGCCCAGAUACCAUUCUCUUUCAUCUCUCCUACAGCAAACACGAACUGAUUUCUCCUGGGACGGCAUCAAUCUCUCCAUGGAGGACACCACUUCCAUCCUUCCAAAGCUUAAGCGAAACUCUAACGCCUAUGGUAUUGGAGCCCUGGCCAAGUCAUCUUUCUCAGGGAUCUCAAGGAGCAUGAAGGACCAUGUGACAAAGCCCACGGCCAUGGGACAAGGCCGGGUGGCCCACAUGAUUGAGUGGCAGGGUUGGGGGAAGGCGCCGGCCAUUCAGCCACAGCACAGUCACGAGGCGGUGCGCAGGGACACAGAUGCUUACUCUGACCUCAGCGACGGCGAGAAGGAGGCACGUUUCCUAGCAGGUGUUAUGGAACAGUUUGCGAUUUCCGAGGCCACACUCAUGGCCUGGUCUUCCAUGGAUGGUGAGGACAUGAGCGUCAACUCCACCCAGGAGCCAUUGGGCUGCAACUACAGUGACAACUACCAGGAGUUAAUGGAGAGUCAAGAUGCCCUGGCUCAAGUUCCCAUGGACGGCUGGCCUCACUCCUAUGUGUCCCAGGGAAUGUACUGUCUGGGGUCGUCGGAUGCCUGGGAAGCGAGUGACCAGUCUCUCAUUGCGUCACCAGCGACAGGAUCCUAUCUUGGCCCCGCAUUUGAUGACUCACAGCCCAGUCUGCACGACAUGGGGCCCUCCCAACCUGCUUCGGGAUACUCUGUUCAGGAUCCCACACCUUUGAUGGGCACAGACACUGACUGGGUACCUGGCAUGGGCGGGGUGGACCUGGCCAGGGGUUCUACAGAGGAGGAGAAGAGGCCACUGGCCCAAGAGGAGGAAGAGGAUGCGGGAUGCAGAGACCUGGAGUCGCUCUCUCCACGAGAAGACCCAGAGAUGUCCACUGCUCUCAGUCGGAAGGUGUCCGAUGUCACGUCUUCAGGUGUACAGUCCUUUGACGAGGAAGAAGGGGAUGCCAACAACUAGCUUCCUCCCACCCGAGGGGCAUAACCGCAGCCCAUACCCUCCUGUGCUCUAGUACAGGUAAAACCCAGGCAGAAGACAGCAGGGAACCACCGGGAACUUCCAACCCUCAUUGCCUGCUCAUCGGCCCCGGAACGUGGAAGACCAGCUGGGGGGGGGGGGGUUAUGUAGGCUUGCGCUCCACCCUUCCUGGAGCUGAGACCCAGGCAGCUGAUGGCCGGUGGACCUGGCGUGGUGAUGGGAGGUGAGCCGCUGCCAGGGCUUCCGGGUCCGUGCGCAGGCGCGCUGUGCUGGAGACUGGACCUCAGUUCUUCCCCCCUUUGCCUGGUUUCGUCUUCCAGGAGCCUUGGCUGUGUUCUCUGAAUGCCUCCUUUCCCUAUUUCA
Molecule: messenger RNA, 2391 nt
Organism: Jaculus jaculus (lesser Egyptian jerboa)
Lineage: Eukaryota; Metazoa; Chordata; Mammalia; Rodentia; Dipodidae
Gene: Fam131b
Product: family with sequence similarity 131 member B
Exons: 7
Coding region: 934-2010 (358 amino acids)
Source: RefSeq, a predicted model, not a curated record